AUGUCAGCGGAACAUGACGGAGUUUUAAGUGAGAUCCGAGCGAAGAAAGAGGGAUAUAAAAGUUUUGAUGGACCUUCACUAGGAGAUAAAAAUUCAGUGCAGGACCUUUUCACGGGAAUUUUUAAUUGGUUCCUGUGCCGCCGGAGGAGCAAAUCCGAUGCCUCGUCAGAGGAAGAAAAAGAGGAGGACUCCCCAGUGCGAACUUUGCGGACUUUGGAGGGUGUUGUGGCACCCGUUGCGCUUAAUAUGUUCAGUGUUUUGCUCUUCAUCAGGAUAGGUUUUGUUGUUGGCCAGGCAGGGAUCCUAGAGUCAGUGUUACAGCUUGUUUUAGCCUAUUUUAUCUUGGUGAUGACAGUGUUGUCAAUCAAUGCUAUAUCAACCAAUGGCGCAGUAGAAGGGGGCGGGGCCUACUAUAUGAUAAGCCGUGCUUUGGGCCCUGAGUUCGGGGGAAGCAUUGGUUUCAUAUUUUUUGUGGCCAAUCUUUUAGCUGUGAGUCUGUCUGUGUUUGGUUUAGUGGAAGCCAUGAUCGAGAAUUUCGGACCGGAUGGUUCGUCGAUAGACCAUCCAUUUUUAAAAGGUGACCAUGAUUUUUGGUACAAGUACUUGUACUGUACAAUAGUCCUCAUUGUGUGCCUAGGUAUCUGUAUUGUUGGAGCUGACAUGUUUGCCAAAACAUCGCUGUUUAUAUUUUUGAUUGUUGUUAUAUGCCUCCUUUCUGUAUUUGUGAGUGUGUUUGCCAAAAGCUCAACAAUACCGAUAGAAUAUGCACAGCAGGCGCAGUAUAUUCAUGGAAAAAUAAACAGUUCCCAGUACUGCCACGGCGUCAAUGCCAGUGGCUUUGUACAAGAAUCAGCAAACUACACUGGACUAAGGACCGCGACUUUCCGUCAGAACAUGUUUUCACAUUACCAGAGGGAUUACAGUUCUAUGAAUAUGAUGACAUUCACCUCUGUAUUCUCCAUUCUGUUUUGCUGUGUGACUGGAAUUCUGACCGGAGCAAAUAUGUCAGGAGAAUUAAAAAACCCUAGUAAGGCAAUACCUCAGGGGACACUUGGCGCUUUGAUGCUGACAUUUACGACAUACUUCAUUGAAAUAAUUCUGGUUGGAGGUUCGUGUGAUAGAUGCCUUUUGCUGAACAACUAUGUCUUUCUACAAGAGAUCAACCUCUGGAAACCUUUCGUACUGAUAGGAAUAUUUACUGCCACUUUAUCUGCUGCUCUGGGAAACCUCAUUGGAGCCUCCAGGAUUCUCCAGGCCCUGGCAAACGAUCGUUUGUUCUGGUUUGUUUUGAAUCCUGCAACCAUCACCACAAAGUCAGGGAAUCCUUAUGUUGCAGUCCUUAUAUCAUGGUUUCUUAUACAAUUGGUACUGCUAGUCGGUUCACUUAAUGCGAUUGCUCCUGCCACCUCUGUGUUCUUUCUGAUGUCCUACGCUUCAGUAAAUUUGGCUUGCCUGGCCUUGGAGCUAGCAGCAGCACCAAACUUCAGACCCACCUUUAAAUACUUCUCGUGGCACACAUGUACAUUAGGUCUGAUAGGCUGUAUAGUGAUGUGUUUUCUGAUCAGUGCCAUCUACACCUCAGUAGCCAUUAUUGUGAUGCUCGUACUGACUAUCAUCCUUUACUUCCGGUCACUUCCAGCACAGUGGGGCUCCAUAAGUCAGGCUCUUAUCUUCCACCAGGUGAGAAAAUACUUGCUGAUGCUGGAUUCAAGGAAGGACCACGUCAAGUACUGGCGUCUGCAAAUCUUACUUAUGGUGUCUAAUCCAAGACAGUGUUCAGAACUCAUCCACUUUAUUAAUGACAUAAAGAAAGGUGGAUUGUUUGUGAUUGGCCAUGUCAAACUAGGAUCCCUUGAUUCGUAUUCUGAAGAUCCAAUUCUGGAUGAAAAUCCAAAAUGGAUGGGUCUGAUAGAUCAUCUUAAAGUAAAAGCAUUUGUGGAGGUGACCCUUGCUAAUACUGUUUCAGAGGGUCUACAGCACUUACUGAGGUUAUCUGGAAUGGGAGGCAUGAAACCUAAUACUGUCUGUUUGGGUUUUUUGGAUGAUGCUAAACCAAAAGAUAUGCUAAGUAUUAAACGUACAGGAAGGAAGCGGAGCUUUUUUACACGCUUGGAUUAUAAAAAAGAAAACAUUGAAAAUCUGUUCAUGAAUAUUAGGGAUGAAGCUGAUCCAAGACAUUUGACUUCUUUAGAGUAUGUCAAACUCAUUUCUGAUUCAUUGAAGAUGCAGAAGAAUGUAUGCUUAUGCAGACAUUUUGAUCAGUUCAGUAAGCAAUGUAUUGUACAAUCAAAAACGCAGCUUUUCAUUGAUGUUUGGCCAAUGAAUAUCUUUAGGCCUGACUCUGCCACCUUUUUCGAGAACGCCUGCCUUUUUAUGCUACAACUGGCCUGUAUUCUAACCAUGGUACCUGACUGGAAAUCCAAAACAAGUCUACGAGUCUUCUUGUGUUUAAAUUCACAGACGGACAACGCCUUCCAAAUGCAGAAGAAAUUAGACUUUUUUCUCCAGCAGCUCAGAAUUCAAGCUUCCGUGAAAAUUGUCACCUUGGAUCUCUUGGUACAUUAUAUGCCCGUAAUGUCUGUUAAUAAUAGCAAUGGAAGUUUAAAAUCGAUGGAGAAAUUCAGCCCAGUCCCCGAAGAAUUCAUUCGUGCAAUAAACCAGAUUAUUAUUUCUUACUCCAGUACAACUGCAGUGAGUUUCCUGUACCUCCCUAUCCCUCCAUUGGAUACUGGAGAUUAUGAGACCUAUCUAAACAGCUUGGAAAUGCUGUCAGAAAAUCUUCCUCCCACGUUGUUUGUGCAUGGGUUACACCCUGUUACAUCUACUACUCUUUGA
Saccostrea echinata is the source of this 2835-nucleotide messenger RNA. RefSeq names its product solute carrier family 12 member 9-like. Gene Ontology annotation, biological process: chloride transmembrane transport; potassium ion homeostasis; potassium ion import across plasma membrane. The record is from RefSeq and is a predicted model, not a curated record. Gene Ontology annotation, cellular component: membrane. The transcript has 12 exons. The coding region runs from base 1 to 2835 and encodes 944 amino acids. Gene Ontology annotation, molecular function: potassium:chloride symporter activity. NCBI's taxonomy places the organism in Eukaryota, Metazoa, Mollusca, Bivalvia, Ostreida, Ostreidae.